UCGAUCCGGUUAAUGGCUGGAUUCUCACCAUCAUCAGUUACAUUGGAUGUGGAGUUUCCUCUUUAUUUCUGGGGCUGAUCUUACUGACUUACAUUUCUUUUGAGAAUGUGCGUCGUGACUAUCCCUCGAAGAUUCUGAUGAACCUGUGCAUGUCCUUGUUCAUGCUGAAUAUUUUCUUCCUGACCAAUUCGUGGAUGGCUUCGUUUAAGAGCUCAGGCCUCUGUAUCACUGUGGCUGCCUUGUUGCACUAUUUCCUGUUGACCUCCUUCUCGUGGAUGUGUAUUGAGGCAGUCCACAUGUACUUUGCACUGGUGAAAGUCUUCAAUAUCUACAUCCGCCAUUACAUGCUGAAGUUCUGCCUGAUUGGAUGGGGUUUCCCAGCAAUUGUUGUGGGGUUACUACUCUCGAUCAAUGUCAACCUUUAUGGUUAUGAAACAAAGCUGAAAUCUUCAAAUCCAGCAGACAUGUUCUGCUGGCUAAGGAAUGAUACAGCUUUCUACCUGUCGGUGGUAGUUUACUUUGGGCUGGUGUUCCUCAUUAACCUGGCCAUGUUUAUCGUGGUGCUCAGUCAGGUUCAGGCAAUGAGGAUGCAGAGACUGAGCAGCAGUACAAUGACCCAGACCCUGCACCAUCUGAAGAGUAGUAUCAGCCUGACCAUCCUGCUCGGACUCACCUGGGGAUUUGCGUUCUUCGCCUGGGGACCCGCACAAGUGAUCUUCACAUAUUUCUUCACCAUUUUCAACACUCUCCAAGGACUCUUCAUCUUUGUGUUUCACUGUUUAAUGAAGGAUAAUGUUCGCACCCAGUGGAGAAUUCACCUGUGCUGUGGCCCGUUUCAACUCAGCGAGUGUUCUGGGAAGGCAAUGGCCUAG
This is a messenger RNA of Rhincodon typus (whale shark), 872 nucleotides long. Its product is annotated as adhesion G-protein coupled receptor G2-like. The record is from RefSeq and is a predicted model, not a curated record. Gene Ontology annotation, biological process: adenylate cyclase-activating G protein-coupled receptor signaling pathway; cell surface receptor signaling pathway. Gene Ontology annotation, cellular component: membrane. Bases 138 to 872 code for a protein of 244 amino acids. Gene Ontology annotation, molecular function: G protein-coupled receptor activity. Lineage: Eukaryota; Metazoa; Chordata; Chondrichthyes; Orectolobiformes; Rhincodontidae. The transcript is spliced from 6 exons.